Molecule: messenger RNA, 3831 nt
Organism: Saprolegnia diclina VS20
Lineage: Eukaryota; Oomycota; Saprolegniomycetes; Saprolegniales; Saprolegniaceae
Exons: 8
Coding region: 327-3788 (1153 amino acids)
Biological process (GO): proteasome-mediated ubiquitin-dependent protein catabolic process; positive regulation of protein catabolic process; protein polyubiquitination
Molecular function (GO): ubiquitin-protein transferase activity
Source: RefSeq, a predicted model, not a curated record
GCCGUAUUCCAUUUUCGCUUCAAGCCGGAAUCAGGCGCCAGAGGCUCUGCUGCGGGCUCCCGCUCCGCCGUCUUGGCGUUGUUGCCUCAAAAGUCACUACAAACACACGAGUCACGCGACCAUCUUCUAGCACUCGACAGUCUAGCCGCCAUCGUUCAGACGUACGCUAGACAAAGCUGCCUACACCCUCGAGACACUCGGCUUGUACUAAAGCUCUGGAUGCUGUCGUCCAGGGUUAUUUAACAAAACCAAGCCCGAGGUCGAGGUUUGGGGCAAAUGAAAUUCACAUUACCGACCCGUUUCUUGCAGCUGAAACGGACCAUAUCAUGACGACGCCGAGCCGAGAACGGACGGCGCGGAAGCUGCUCCAGCAACCAUCGCACCACCCACCGGUUGGAUCAAGCGCUGCCAAGCGCCUCAUGUACGAGAAGCAACGCGAAGACGGAUGGAACAACCACUUCCUCGAGCCUCUCGUCCACGACAAGCCACGGGUUGAGCCUCGGCCACCACCACCAAAGCCACCGAAUUCCCGACAAUUCUCCGAGUACCCGUCGUCGCGCAAGCAGCGCAAGACGCAUUUGCCCCGCAAGACGCCACCUAACGUUCGCUUGCAACCGCUGACGCCAAGUCCGCUCAUGGCAAGCCCCCGUGCCCCCGUGGCAAAGUCACCCGAGAAGAGCGAUACGCUUCGGCUCAAAGCCAUCACCGCGAUCGAGUACCGCGAGAAUAUCAUCAAGCAGCUGCACACGAUCCUCGCCGACGUACCCACGUCGCCGUCGCGCCACCGCGGCGCCAAAACGAUCACGACGACGCAGCGAGACGCAGUUGCUAGCGUGCUCCGCGAGAUGGUCCUGGAGCUUCAAAUGGCCGGCAUCCGCGUCGUCGAGGCCAUCGUCGCGUGGGUGCUGCUCGUGGGUAAAUCGGCGCCGUUGCCCCCAGUCUUUCUCUGGCACGACGCCAACUACUUUGUGACGAUGCACAGCGACAUGGACUUCCUCGGCGACGCCCUCAACGAGCGCGGCCUCAGCUGCGUCGUCGGCGCCAAGAGCACUCGGCAGAACCCGCUGCUCAUCGAGCCCAAUCAGCGACUCGGUCGAGUCUACGCCGCCCAGUCGAUCAUCACCGAGAUGGUCGAGAUGAGCCUCGUCUCGGCGCGCACCAACGCUUCGCCGGACGACGAGAGUGCGCUCACGUUGCUGACAAAGGACGAGCCCGUCGCGUGUAGUGAGGUGGCGAUGGACGCGUCCACGGCAGACGUCGAGAUCGAGCCCAUCGAUGAACCCACGGGCGAGCAACCCACGGACGAGCCGCACGACGAAGCCGCGUCUGACACAGAAGAAGAGGCCGAGGAAGCGCACGUCUUUGCUAGCCAGGAUCCCGUGCAUCUUGAGAAUGAAAGCAGCGGCUUGCCGUGCUCAGAGGAAGACGUUGGGAGCCAUCCGAGCUUGGAAGCUCAAACCAAGGACGACGAGCCCCACGACGCCAACGACGACGAGAACUAUGCAGACGACGAUUUCGACGCGCACGACAACCAAGAAAAACCAACUGUGGAUGACGCGCCAGUGGAUGCGGCGACAGACGAGCCCCCGCCCGAGUCGAGCAAUGACUUUCGAAUACCGGCCUGGCAGAACGCAUGGCUUGCCGUCGGAAUUUCGUCGAGCAUCGUCGAGAUGGCGGCAGCUACGUGCACCGGAGCGCCCUCUCAACCGUUCUGGGUCGAAGCAACCGAUGUCUUUCCGGAACUGGCGUCGACGAUGCUGACGGCGACGCCUCCUGGCGACCAACAUAUCCUCUUUGGUGCACUUUUGGCAUCCGUCGACGCGGCCGCGAUGCCAGUCGUCAACUGUCUCGAAGCCAAAUUGUCGGAAACGGUGGAUCCUGACAAUUACGAGGACACUCUGGAGGCGCUGCGUGACGCUAUGGACAGUGCGUGGGCUCCACCAUCGGAGACCCAGAGUGCGCUCGACCUUCUAACAGCUCUUUUUGACGCCAAAGCUGCCCUGCCUCCGUCAUCGAUGGUGUCCAAGCUCGCGCACCUCGUGUUCCCAUACUUGAUGGCCGCGCCACGCGCCGAGUUGUCGGAUUUGUGCCGAGCAACGCUCGAGGCCACGGCGCCAAUUGCGACGCGUCCGUUUCUCUGGGACGCGACGGCUAAAGUCGUGCUUCUCAUGGCGUCCGUUCAGCCGCCAACGCGGGAGCUCUCGAACCUCAAGUUCGUUGUCGACCGCCGUGCGAUGCUCGCCUCGACAACCACCGCGUUGCAAGAUCACGACGGCUCGUGGCAAGCCCUUUUCCCCUUCUUUGCAAGCGAGAGCGGCGAGAAGUUCGUGAAUCUCCAGCGCGUCGAGGCCGGCGAGGGCCGUGGUCCACUGAAAGAGUGGUUUGCCCUUGUCUCGGAAGCCUGGGCAGCGCCGUUUGUCGCUGUUUUCAGCGGCGACGAGGGAUCUAUCUCGGUCGACGGCCGGCGUCUCACAGCGCCGCCAUCCUACUUGGUGUCGCGCGGCGUUCGACCUGGGUGGCGCCUAUGCCUCCAGGCGCAGUCCACAUUUGAUAUCGUGAGUGUGACCCAAGAUCAAGCAACCAUCGAUCCACCGUGGCCUCGUGACGAGGUAUCUUUAACGCAUACGGAUGUCGCAUGGCUGGCCCCGACGGUACCGCUCUUCAAGUACGUUCUGGCAUCGGAGAGCUACUGGUUCAAUGAGCACGCUGUCCCGAGCCCCGACCACAACACUGCGCUCGCCCUCGUCGGCUGGGUUCUCGCCAUGGCGCUUCUGCACCAAAGCACAAUCUCGCUACGCCUGCACACGGCCGUCUUUUGCUGUCUGCUCUACGAGACACCACCCGACCGCCACCUCUUUGAAGCCGUGGACCCCGCACUUGCGGACGCUUGGCGUGCGCUACACUCGCUGCCCAACUUUGCCGCCGUCCUCGAGAUGGACGGGCUUGUCCCCGAUACAAAUGUCGACGCUUACAUUGAGAUUCUUGUGCAAGAGAAGGCGGUCGCGAUCGAGUGGCAGCUCAAUGAGCUCCGUCGAGGCUUCUACCACGCCAUGCCAAAGGCGUUUGCAUCUUGCGCGUUCACCGGCGCUCAGCUGCAGCACGCGGUGUGCGGUCCACCCCCGAGCGAGACAUUUAUGGUCCGCGACAUCUUCAAGGUCGUUACGGACGACGCGAUUCCCCAAGCCAUGCGAACGGCGUUUUGGUGCGUCGUCGAUGGCUUGGCGGCCGCGGAGAAGCGCGCAUUCGUCAAGUUUGUCACGGGCGUCGAGGCAUUGCCGCCACCGCAGACUGAGCUGCUUCGACUCGAAAUGCCGUGGCCCGUGGCGACGGCGCAAGAGAAGGAUCAAGUCGUGAAGCGGCUUCCCCAAGCCCACACGUGCGAGAAUACGCUUGAGCUUCCCAACUACCUCGCUGGCCUCGACGGCGUACCAGAAACCGAGCUCCCAGACACAUUGGCGACGCUGCUGCGAGACAAGCUUCUCUACGCCAUCCAGCACGGUUGCGGCUUUGAUCUGGACGUGGCGGGGUCUAUAGCUCCUGCAACCACACUGGAGGACCAAGGCGCCGACGAGUCCAGUGACUCGAUGGAGCUGCCGACGCUCGCGGUCGACGAGAGUGCAACCGACAUACCUCUGCUACAAUCGGACGCACAACCCUCCUCGGAAGAACAACCGACCAGCACUCGCAACGACACAGCGGACGUCGCCCUUCAGCCCGAGCACGCGAGGGCUAGCGACGAGCACGACGACGAGUACAGCUUUGAGGACUUCGACGAUGACGCCGUGUAAAUAGACAAGGGCGUUGUUAUCGCUGAGAGUUUUGGCGCUUGGA